Kickxella alabastrina is the source of this 2824-nucleotide messenger RNA. RefSeq names its product De-etiolated protein 1 Det1-domain-containing protein. The transcript is spliced from 2 exons. Gene Ontology annotation, biological process: protein ubiquitination; positive regulation of proteasomal ubiquitin-dependent protein catabolic process. NCBI's taxonomy places the organism in Eukaryota, Fungi, Kickxellomycota, Kickxellomycetes, Kickxellales, Kickxellaceae. The record is from RefSeq and is a predicted model, not a curated record. Gene Ontology annotation, molecular function: ubiquitin protein ligase binding; ubiquitin-like ligase-substrate adaptor activity. Gene Ontology annotation, cellular component: cullin-RING ubiquitin ligase complex; nucleus. Bases 109 to 2790 code for a protein of 893 amino acids.
CUUGCCUUUCCUUUCCUUUUCUUUUUUAUUUCUUCAAUACGCAGAAAAAACAACAACCCCUCCAUUCACCAUUCACUACGCUUCAUGACAAUAAAUUGUUGAUUUGAUAUGCGCACAGCAGACUCUACAUCCCUGCCCGGGCUGCUUCGCCGCAGACAGGCAGCAUCCGGGCCAACGACAACGACAGCAACGACAACAACAACACCUCCACAUACAGACCUAAUUCACUCGUGUAUAUACCCGAACCGUACAAUUUACAACGUCGAAACCCCCGACUGCCACUUCAAACGCUUUACUCCUGACGGAAAGUACUUAAUUGGAUUUAAUCGCACUCUCAGCGGCCUGCAGAUCUUCCGCGUUCUGAAUGCCAGCGCAUCGACCGCGCAGCUCGUUGAGGCUGGCUGUGUGCCGCAAAAAUCCGAGUUUUGGCACUUUUUUAAGCUCGCAUGGUCGCAAUCGUACACCAACUUUGGUGAGUCGCUGCACCGCGACCUGUGCCUUGUCACGUCCAACAUGCGCCAUAUAAUUGCCGUGAAGUUGCGUCGCUCCGACCCAAACGCAAACGCGAACGUAAAUAUGGACAUUCCUACGUCAUCAGCAACAGCGGGUCUCUCAGGACUGCAGCGGCAACAGCUGCAGAGGCCGAAUGUAUUGGGCUGCAUAAAGGCCAUGGAGGAUAUCACCAUUAUGAUUAUUGACAUUCGCACUGGCCAGCUGGUCGACACUCGCGAAUAUCCGGGCGACAUUAUCUAUUUGAGCGGUCACAACGGCAUCAGCAUCUACGAGGAUCGGCUGUGCUUUCUGUCGCUCAAGCACCAGUGCUUGAGAAUCCUGCGCGUCAAGCCCGACGGCCACCUUGUUGACCUCCAGGAGAUUGGCUGGUACACUCGCGAGGACGACUCUAUAUGUGAGGACACGUUGCGGAUACGCGAAGAGCGUGUGCUGGCUGACCGCGCCUUGGCUAUUAAGCGCAAGUCCGAAUGCAUGGCCUUGGAGACUUUUGGUGGUUGUAUCGACGACACUGACCUGCCCAUUUCUGUUAAGCGACGCAAGGUCAUCAGCGCCCAGAAUGCUCGCGCAGCGAUGGAGCAAGCCUCCCGGCUUGUUCGCUCAAACAGCGACAAUAUAUCAUUUUUUGGUAUGUUGCCAUCGCAGCCUCCGCUGCCGCCGCCGCUAUUGCUAUCAGAAUCAGUCAACUCGCAGAAUACUGACACGAUGUACCCUAAUGUGCCAUCGUCGAGCACUAUGCACCGCCCGCGGACCAGCAACAUACAGCUCACGACCAGCACUGGGGAGCCGCUGCCGUUUAUCUUCCCCUUUUCGGCGCAGGCCCAGAUGCUGCAGACCCGAGAGCGCGAGCCUGAGAUCAGGAGAGCCAACAUGGCUGCCAAUGUGUCUUUUGCCGAAGCAUCAUUCAUCACUGCAGCGCGCCUGACUGGGCUCAUUGGCCCUGACGUUGCCAUUGGCCCGCUGGUGGAGGCGAUGAACCCAAACCUGCCUGCCAAUGCUGACCGCUCUGCGCUUAUGCCCAUGCAGGCAAUCCAGCACCUGGCACCGCACUACCGCAUGCUGUUUUCGCGCGCAAUGCAGCAUCCGGCCGCGCGUCUCGACAAUUUAGCCGACAGCGACAUUCCGAUUAUCGAACCCUCACUCACAUCCGCACCGCACAGCGGGCUUAAGCAGCGGCUGCUUGGCGCCCUGUUUAUGCAGGCGAAACGGGCCAAUGACAGCGGGCUGGCUCUGCAGUAUUUCUACCGUACAUACCGCCAGUACGAGGGCUUGGUCUUGUGGCGCGCGCAGUUUGUUUCGUGCUCACGUCUACUUUUGCGCUUUGUUCCCUUGCAGGUGGCCACGUCGCGCUCGCAUGCGCCGCGCUCGUCGGCCGUCAGCAGCAGCACAAUGGCUAAUUCGUUCUCGCUACUGGGGGAGUACGACAUGAUAGAGGCACGAUUCCUACGCAUCUGGGACACGUCAGAUAACGAGCUAUAUGAGGAGAUUGAGAAGCGGCUGGACAUAUAUCGUGCGCCAAUGUCGGCGAGCAGGGGACUGGGUGGCAGCUCUAGCGGACAGGCGCCAUCGAUAUCCAACGACUUGUAUCUCCGUGAUGCAUUCGAGACCAGCCAAGCGGCGAUACGCACGGCCAGAGCCGGAGGGCCUGUGCAGGCCUCCCGGAAGGCAUCCAUGCUGCUCCCGUUUGCGCCCCAGUGCAUGCAGGAAUCGCCCUUGUUGGAUCCGUCGCGUUUUAAGUGCAAUUUGCGCGUGCGUCAGACGCUUGAGAAAUUGCGGCCGGCCAGUCUAUCGCCCAUUCGUUUUUAUGAUCGGGUCACUGGCGCGCUGAAGUUUGUGCUCUCGCCGACUCCCUACAUCUACACGCUGCCGUCCUCUACUAUGACACCUGCAGCAGUGGCACAGGGCCCAGAUGACCCUGCCGCGCUGCGACCAUUACAGUACAGCGUGGCUGACGGAAUGGAUGUGAUGGUAGAGACGCUGUCGCCGCCGCCGCCUCCUCCUCCGCCGCCACCAUCAGGCGUGAUGAGGAGCGGCGCUAUUUUGCUGCCCACUGGUGGUAGUGGAGAUCCUAGAUUUGUUUUAGAUUCUGCUGCUGCUGGCGCCGGCACUGCUGCCCCAGCAAUGUCACCGCCGCCGUCACAGAAUGUCUCUGCAAGUGGGCACAAAGCCGGUGUCGUGUAUUUGUUCCACCCAGCACUGCCUCUGGUUCUAUCGACCCGCAACGACACGGGUGCAACAGCGUAUCCUAUGUCUAACAUUCAUUUCUGGCAGGGAGAUUAGCCCAGAUGGGUUAGAUUUGCGUUUAAAUUUUUGG